AUGCAGCUUAUUCUGCACUCAGGUCUUUUAGUGCGCAAUCUUCUUCCUCUCGACCUUACUACUCGUGUGUGGAUUAUGACGCCAGAUUUGGCUGACUCUUCUCUUUCUCAGGCACCAGACUCUCCUUGUGUCAUUCCGUCUGAUCCUUCCUGUGUCAAAAUGGAAUCCCUAUCAUUGCUUGAUUCCAAUUCCUCAUUUCUAUCUCAUUCUAAUUCUUAUACUUCCACGUCUCCUGCUAGAAUUAAUUUUGUUUCAUCUCAUUUGUCAAAGCGGCUGUUUAUCUGCCCGCCUACUCGUCUUCAAAUUGCACCAAGUUGCACUCCAAUUGGCUUAAGAUUGGCUCAUCCAGAAGCAACUUUUGAAAACUCGGUGCUUUCACCACCAUGGCCACAACCAUCACAUUCAGCACCACCAACUGAAUUAUCUAUACAUCCUGCAAAUACACAAAUUCCUCAGCAAAUGGACCACUUAACUGACGAAAUUCUCAGUGUAAUGUUUCGUGUGGUUGCUCCCUUGAAGUCAUCAGAACUGGUG
Protopolystoma xenopodis is the source of this 534-nucleotide messenger RNA. NCBI's taxonomy places the organism in Eukaryota, Metazoa, Platyhelminthes, Monogenea, Polystomatidea, Polystomatidae. The record is from the annotation of a GenBank genome assembly.